AUGCGUCACGGCGGAGGCGCUGCUGCUGUUAGCAACGCGCACAAGCCCAUUAACCCCAAGGCAACCCAUCCCCGAUCGAUCCUUUCCCUGCACCCAGCCUCCCGCCCCAAGCCGCUCGGAGAGGCGUCCGAGCAGCUCCGCCAUUUCCGAGAACUGAAGCAGAAGGGCUUGGAGCAUCCCCUGCCUUGCACCCACCCACCGGCCCCACACAAAGGGAAAAGGCAGAGGAGUAGCUGGGGAAGGAUGGUGAAACUAGGGAAUAAUUUCAGUGAGAAGAGCACAAAGCAGCCCCUCUUGGAGGAUGGAUUUGACACUAUCCCCUUGAUCACACCCCUGGAUGUCAAUCAGCUACAGUUCCCGCCUCCUGAUAAGGUUGUGGUCAAAACAAAAACAGAAUAUGAACCUGAUCGCAAGAAAGGAAAAUUUCGUACCCCCAAGAUAGCUGAAUUCACAAUCAGCAUCACUGAAGGAGUUUCGGAAAGAUUUAAGGUAACUGUUCUGGUCCUUUUUGCCCUUGCGUUCCUAACAUGUGUUGUAUUUCUAGUAGUCUACAAGGUUUACAAGUAUGAUCAUACCUGUCCAGAAGGAUUCGUUUUCAAGAAUAAUCAAUGCAUUCCAGUUGGAUUAGAGAACUACUACUCUGAACAAGACUCCAGCGCUCGAGGGAAAUUUUACACCGUCAUAAACCACUACAAUCUGGCCAAACAAACCAUCACACGUUCAGUGUCUCCAUGGAUGACAGUACUGUCAGAAGAGAAAUUGUCUGAACAGGAGACUGAAGCUGCUGAGAAAUCAGCUUAG
Messenger RNA from Emys orbicularis (European pond turtle), 801 nucleotides. It is a transcript of the gene NSG1, whose product is annotated as neuronal vesicle trafficking associated 1. Gene Ontology annotation, cellular component: membrane; endosome. NCBI's taxonomy places the organism in Eukaryota, Metazoa, Chordata, Testudines, Emydidae. Gene Ontology annotation, molecular function: clathrin light chain binding. The record is from RefSeq and is a predicted model, not a curated record. Gene Ontology annotation, biological process: endosomal transport; G protein-coupled dopamine receptor signaling pathway; clathrin coat assembly.